GUGCAUCACCAUCCGUGCGGUCGAACGACAUCGCCGCGAGCGCGCUGCGUUACCCUAGAUCAUCUGUGCUCGCGCUCUAAAGGUCGCGACUGAGUGCCAAUAUACGAAACGGCACGUUGGCCUUGACCUCCAUUCAGCAUGGCAUACGCACCGGAAGCCCCUUCUAAUGAUGUCCCGCCGUAUCUCAUGCAGGACCUUGUCUCUGCGGCUACCCGAGAUCUUGGCUCAGGCGUGACAAUAACAUGCGCGCAAGCUCUGGGGACGGAGGUAUACAUAGGAUGCUCUAACGGUCAACUGAUGCGAUAUGCAUUGCAAGCUAACAAUCCGGACGAGCCUAUGAGUUACGACCUUGUCUCAAGACAGAACGUCGCCGCAGACAAACCGGUUGAGGACAUCGUCCUAGUCCCCAGCAUCUUCCGUGCCUUGGUCUUUGCAGACCGCCAACUCAGCAUAUACACUCUGCCAUCGCUCGAGAUGACUUCCAUCAAGCCAAUUCGCAACGCUGUUGCCUUCGCCGUUGAUAAUGACCAUUUGCGACGACCAGCGCCGGACGACAACCAGGUCAUACCCGUAGCUCUAACCAUCGUCAAACGAAGCGGCCUCGCACUCUUCACUCUGAGUGAUAGGCUCUUCUACCAACAGGAAAUCCCCUUCCAAGGCGGCCUCGUCGCCCGGCGCAUCGGUCAGUCCCUCUGCGUCGCCGACAAAGAGUUCUUUAGCAUCGUCAACCUUGAGCAAUCCGUCGCCUUCCAAAUCAUGCCCGUCGACCAGGUGAUGGACGACAAGCCCAUCCGGCCGCUCGUGCUCGAGAUCCAUGGGGAGGACGAGUAUCUGGUGGUGUCGUGGAUGGGCGCGAGUGCGAUGGGCGUGUUCAUCAAUACCAAUGGCGACCCGGUCAGAGGGACUUUGGAAUAUGAGGAUUACCCAUUGUCUAUAUGCAUGGACUUCCCCUACAUCGUGGCCGUGCUGCCGAACAACACGAUCGUGGUGCACAACAUUGAGACGCAGAGCGUCGUGCAGACGAUCCCGGUGCCGGAGAAUCUGCACGUCCGUGCGCUCGUGUCGUGCUUGGAAGGAUAUCUGGUACCAUCGAAUAUGGAGACGGAGAAGAUGCGCAAGACGUCGGUGCGCUUGUUGAGGGAGCACUCGCCGCCGCCGCCUACGGCGGAAGAGUAGACCGAUUUUGUUAUGUCCAUAUACCUAUCUCACGUGCUUGCUGCUUCCCGCAUAUUCCUCAAAUCGUGUAAAAAUACAGAAGACAUCGUGGCCGAAGCGUGGG
This is a messenger RNA of Schizophyllum commune H4-8, 1279 nucleotides long. RefSeq lists its product as uncharacterized. The record is from RefSeq and is a predicted model, not a curated record. The transcript has 8 exons. Bases 139 to 1176 code for a protein of 345 amino acids. Lineage: Eukaryota; Fungi; Basidiomycota; Agaricomycetes; Agaricales; Schizophyllaceae. Gene Ontology annotation, biological process: vesicle-mediated transport; endosomal vesicle fusion; autophagy. Gene Ontology annotation, cellular component: cytoplasm; fungal-type vacuole membrane.